AUGGCAAAUCCUACUCCAUUUCCAUUUGGUUCUCACGCCUCCGUCUUCUUCAACUUCCUUCUCCUCUGUUUUCUCAUUCAUCAAUCUCAUUCCACAACUCCUCCUCUUGAUUCUUCUUCUUCUUCUUCUUCAUCUCUUCCCGGCCGUUACUUCAAGUCCCUGCCUUCAUCUCUCUAUCAGAACGAAUCGUCCGAGUAUACUGAGAUCACGGUACCUCUCCAAUUCGACAACGUCAACUCUUCCUGCUCUCUCCUCCUUCUACAACAAGAUUUUGGCAACACCUUCGGCUCUUCACCGGUCACAGCCCCCUACUCUCCACCAUCCGAAUGCCCUGCUCCAUGGUCGCAUGUCGUCCUCGAGCUACGCGCCUCCUGCCAGGGAGAACAGUACGACCGUAUUGCCGGCGUUUGGCUCGAUGGGAUCGAGAUUCUACGGACCAGCACCGCCGAGCCUACUGAUUCUGGAAUCUUUUGGAAGGUCAGGAAGGAUGUCACCAGAUACUCCUCUCUUCUCUCCCGCUCCAAUCUCACCCUCUCAGUCAUGCUCGAGAAUAUCGUCAACGACGUCUUCACCGGUGUCUACCACGUCAACAUCUCUCUGCUUUAUUACGGGAGGAGAUUGAAGUUCAUAUCUGGUGAACCUAGUGGUAGAAGUAGAAGUCAAACGGAGGUGCAAGAAAGCUUGAGGUUGGGGAUUGCAUCUCGAAAGCCUGCAGAUUUGAUAGUACCGAUAGCAAGCGAUGGCGAAGAUGGAUUCUGGUUUCGAAUUGAGAAUGAAUUGGAUGUUCACUCGAAAUGGAUCCAGAUUCCCCUGAAUACUUACAGAGCUGUUUUGGAGAUCUACGUUUCAUUUCAUGGAAAUGAUGAGUUCUGGUACUCGAACCCUCCCGACGAUUACAUCAAACUGAACAACUUGUCCACGGGUCGAGGUAAUGGAGCUUUCCGGGAGGUUUUUGCGACGAUCGAUGGUUUUCUUGUUGGGUCUCAGAUCCCUUUUCCUGUCAUAUUUACCGGAGGAAUCAAUCCCUUGUUCUGGGAACCGGUUGUGGCAAUUGGGGCUUUCAAUCUACCUUCGUAUGACAUCGAUUUAACCCCAUUUCUUGGCCUGCUUUUGGAUGGAAAAGAUCAUUCUUUCGGUCUCGGAGUUACGAAUGGCAUUUCAUUUUGGCUUGUGAAUGCAAAUUUGCACAUUUGGUUAGAUCCCAAGUUGUCUACUGUACAGGCGAAGACUGUUCUUUACAUGGUUCCUCCUCUGACAGUGAAACGAAAAACGAAAUUUCACGAACUUGAUGGAUCAUUCAAAGUAAAGGCAAAGAGAAAGAUACAAUUCUCCGGUUGGGUGAAUUCGACUGCUGGGAACUUCACCACUCACGUCUUUCACAAAUUCAAGUUGCAAAACUCCAUCAAGUUCAUGAGGAAUGGAACGUACAAGGAGGUCGAACAGACAAUUGAAUCUAAGACGCUUGUCCGGAUAAAUUUUCUAUGGCGAAUUUCAACUUCUCUCUUUCUAACACGCAAAAAUUAG
Molecule: messenger RNA, 1524 nt
Organism: Telopea speciosissima
Lineage: Eukaryota; Viridiplantae; Streptophyta; Magnoliopsida; Proteales; Proteaceae
Product: peptide-N4-(N-acetyl-beta-glucosaminyl)asparagine amidase A-like
Exons: 2
Coding region: 1-1524 (507 amino acids)
Cellular component (GO): vacuole
Source: RefSeq, a predicted model, not a curated record